Glycine soja is the source of this 1624-nucleotide messenger RNA. Its product is annotated as isopentenyl phosphate kinase. The record is from RefSeq and is a predicted model, not a curated record. The transcript has 12 exons. Gene Ontology annotation, cellular component: cytosol. NCBI's taxonomy places the organism in Eukaryota, Viridiplantae, Streptophyta, Magnoliopsida, Fabales, Fabaceae. Bases 121 to 1128 code for a protein of 335 amino acids. Gene Ontology annotation, molecular function: kinase activity.
ACGAAAGCUAAAAUGAAGUUAAACGAUGAAAAACAUAGUUAACUUAUAUGGUCAUCAGUUUCCGAAAGAACAGCCAUUUUUGAUCGGUGAAGUUGGGGCGUUGAGAAUCGGAGAAGGGGAAUGGAGCAGCACAAGAAUGAGAGCCAUACACAAACGUCUUUACCCCUUUCUCCUUUCACUCAACCAAUCCGUUGUAUAGUCAAACUCGGAGGAGCUGCAAUCACUUCCAAAAAUGAAUUAGAGAUGAUAAAUGAGGAGAUUCUUCAGAAGGUUUCAGAGCAGCUGAGGGAAGCAAUGGUUGCAUCUUCUGAGAAGCCUCCUGGGAUGGAUUGGAGCAAGAGACCUGGAGCUUCAGAGAUUUUCUGUAACCCAGAAGAAUUUGGGGAUCAUUCUGCUAUUGACUGUAGCCCUUUCAUUGUUGUUCAUGGAGCAGGUUCUUUUGGGCACUUCCAAGCUAGCAAAUCUGGUGUCCACAAGGGGCAACUGAAUAAACCUCUUGUCAAAGGUGGCUUUGUUGCUACCCGAAUAUCUGUAACCACUCUUAAUCUUGAAAUUGUUAGAGCACUAGCCAGAGAGGGCAUUCCUUCAAUUGGAAUGUCACCUUUCUCAUGUGGAUGGUUCACUAGUGAGAGACAUAUAUCUUCAGCUGAUUUAUCUUCAGUGGCUAAGGCAAUUGAUUCUGGUUUUACACCUGUUCUGCAUGGAGAUGCAGUGCUUGAUGAGAUUCAGGGAUGCACUAUUUUGAGUGGAGAUGUUAUCAUAAGUCAUCUGGCAGCAUACUCAAAGCCUAUAUAUGUUGUUUUUCUGACAGAUGUAUAUGGGGUAUAUGAUCGCCCACCAACAGAACCUAAUGCAAUACUCUUAAAGGAGAUUGCUGUUGCUGAAGAUGGAAGCUGGUCAGUUGUAAAACCGAAGUUGCAGAACUCAAUUGAACUAACUGUUGCUGCUCAUGAUACAACUGGUGGGAUGAAAACAAAGAUAGCAGAAGCUGCAAUGAUAGCCAAACUUGGAAUUGAUGUCUACAUUGUAAAGGCAGCAACAAGCCACUCAUUAAGGGCCUUAAAUGGAGAUCUGAGAAGCAGCAUCCCUGACGACUGGCUCGGGACGGUUGUUCGGUCCUUGAGAUAAAUCUUCUGUUUCAAGAUAUGUUACAUAGCUAAGAAUCAUCAAUAUGAAGUAGUAACUUUUGGCCACUGCAAGAAUGUGACAGUUAGUUGUAUUAACAACAAUUACAGAUACGUGUCUUCCUGAGUCAACUCACAAAUCCCGUCUCAAAUGCUAAAUGAAUUACUCAUGAUCAUUUGACAUUUGCUAUUUUAUCCUAGAAUUUACCUUGAUGUGCAAUUAAGGUCAACUACAUGUAUUAUGCGGUGUCAGUGAAGUUGGGUAAAAACCAAAAUUUCAAAGGAUAUACAAUUGUUCUGCAAUUUUUUUUAAUUGUUUAUUUUGGUUUUCCAAGUUAUGUAUGGCAAUUUUGAUAUUUUUAAGUGCUUCUUAGAGUUCUAUAAGUUGCAAGUAUGUUUUGCAAUUUUACAUUGGAUUAUUGGAGAAACUUAUACUUUGGGUUGUGAUUUAGAAGUUAGCUAAAAGUGCUUUUAACAAUAUCAGAAAGGAUACUCUUAAG